GAAAUUGAGGACCUCAUGUUGUCCCAUAAAGAGCGGCGGCUGCUAAGGCAUCAGUUUACGGUGGAGGAGCUUCAAGACGAAAUGAGGCGAAGCAGGGAGGCUGAAUUGGUCAGGUACCGUUCCCAAUGUGGGCUCCUUGACAUCGACGGCAUGGACUCUACAACGUUCAAACUCAUGUUCCGGUUCCAGAAACAUCACUUCAACGACCUCUGUAGUGCUCUGCUGGUGCCGCGGGAGAUCACCACAGCACAAAACGUGAGGUUGUGUGGCCGAGAGGCUCUGUGCGUGUUGCUGCGGAGGCUGGCGUAUCCCAACAGGUGGUGUGACUUAGAGGGGAUUUUCGGGCGUCACUCAUCAGUCAUGUCAAGUGCUACUUCGCGUCUCAUGGACCACAUCCUGAGCACCUUCGGACAUCUGCUGACAGACGUGAACAACCACGAAUGGAUAUCGCCUGCCUCACUGAAGGAAUUCGCCGGCGCUGUUGAAGACAAGGGUUCUCCCCUGCCCAAUUGCUGGGCCUUCAUCGACGGCACUGCCCGUCCAAUUUGCCGUCCAAAAAGGAACCAGAAGCUUUACUAUUCCGGCCACAAGAGAAUGCACAUGGUGAAAUACCAGUCGCUUAUGUGCCCCAAUGGCAUUGUGUGCCAGCUUGAUGGGCACUACCCAGGGAGCUGGCAUGAUGCAAGUGAGUUUUUCCGUUCACCCACAACACACACUUCACUGUCGAAGCAACUGUUACUGUACGAUAAGAGGAAGUGCAGCGGUAUUCUACCACCUCUUUGUUACGGAAUAUUCCGAGAAAGCGGAGUCUAUGCAAAGUUGGAGAGGCUCACCGGAAAUGAGGACUUCGUGGUGUACGGGGACCCUGCGUACCCACUUCGCCCACUUCUAAUGAAGCCAUAUGGUGGCUCACAUCUGUCGCCUGCUCAGCAGGCGUUCAACUGCGGCAUGAGUGCUGUCCGUGAGGCCGUAGAGUGGGGAUUUGAGUGA
Molecule: messenger RNA, 990 nt
Organism: Rhipicephalus sanguineus (brown dog tick)
Lineage: Eukaryota; Metazoa; Arthropoda; Arachnida; Ixodida; Ixodidae
Exons: 4
Coding region: 16-990 (324 amino acids)
Source: RefSeq, a predicted model, not a curated record